AUUAUUCAGAAAUAAAAAUUGGAUAACCGGCAGAAAAAAUUGGAUAAUGUAAGUACGAGUUGCGAUAUGUUUAAGAAAAUUAUCUAUCCUCUGCUGGCCUUGAUAUGCUCAAAAGUGUGGGACUGUUCCAUUAUCUAUCUAUCUAUCCUGCGGAAAUCUUCAUUUCCAUCCAUUGGUAAAUAAAAGUGAGCAGAGAGAAGGGCGGGUGAUGGCGGGCGGGCGGGAAGAAACGAUUUUGGUGACCGGAGGGGCGGGGUUCAUAGGAACCCACACGGUGGUUCAGCUUCUCUGUGAAGGGUUUACGGUUUGGAUGAUAGAUAAUCUGCACAACGCUGUAGAAGAAGCUGUCAGUAGGGUCAGGGACUUGGUUGGACCCCAGCUCUCCCUCAAUCUUCACUUCCGUUUGGGUGACAUCAGAAACAAGGAUGAUUUGGAAAAAAUGUUUUCUGAAACAAAGUUCGAUGCUGUUGUCCAUUUUGCGGGGCUUAAAGCUGUCGGAGAGAGUGUUGCUUAUCCCAUUCGUUAUUUUGAUAACAAUCUUAUUGGAUCGAUAAACCUAUACUCGGUUAUGCAAAAGUAUAAUUGUAAGAAGCUGGUUUUCUCAUCAUCAGCAACAGUCUAUGGUCAACCUGAGAAGAUUCCAUGCGUAGAGGAUUUCAAAUAUAUGGCUAUGAACCCUUAUGGUCGAACAAAGGUGGUCCUUGAAGAGAUAGCCCGAGAUAUUCAAAAGGCAGAUCCAGAGUGGAGAAUGAUUCUGCUGAGAUAUUUCAAUCCAGUAGGGGCUCACCCUAGUGGAAGACUUGGGGAAGAUCCUAAAGGCAUACCCAACAAUCUCAUGCCUUACAUCCAACACGUAGCGCUUGGUCGGUUGCCCGAGUUAAAUGUGUAUGGUCAUGAUUAUCCCACCCCAGAUGGCACUGCCAUACGAGAUUAUAUACAUGUUAUGGAUUUAGCGGAUGGCCAUGUUGUUUCACUUAAUCGACUUCUCAACCAAGAGGAUAUUGGUUGUGUUGCCUACAACUUGGGAACCGGCCUGGGCACAUCUGUUUUGGAAAUGGUAGCUGCCUUUGAAAGAGCAUCAGGGAAGAAAAUUGCAAUCAAACUAUGUGAAAGAAGAGCGGGAGAUGCCACAGCUGUUUACGCAUCGACUGUGAGGGCUGAAAAAGAGCUUGGUUGGAAGGCGAAGAAGGGAAUAGAUGAGAUGUGCAGGGACCAGUGGAGAUGGGCAAGCCAAAACCCUUGUGGAUACCAUUCCCAGCCGUAAAUUACAGAGUGUGCGCUGCUUGUGCUGCUUCUUUUUCUCCAAGCUGUUGUUAUCAGUAUUUUAUAUUUGUAAGUUGUAGCUCCCCCAAUGUCUGCCUUUUUUUUCUUUCGAAAUGAAAUUCUACUCUACAAACUCUCACAGGAAAUUCCAGCUCACUUCAAACCAUGAGAGAAUUUCUUAAAUAGGA
Cuscuta epithymum is the source of this 1451-nucleotide messenger RNA. Lineage: Eukaryota; Viridiplantae; Streptophyta; Magnoliopsida; Solanales; Convolvulaceae. The record is from the annotation of a GenBank genome assembly.